Messenger RNA from Schistosoma turkestanicum, 1746 nucleotides. Lineage: Eukaryota; Metazoa; Platyhelminthes; Trematoda; Strigeidida; Schistosomatidae. The record is from the annotation of a GenBank genome assembly.
AUGUCGGUGAUUAGGAAGAACCGAAUCGUCCAAGUCACUAAUGUGUCGCCGUCUGCGACGUCCGAACAGUUACGCACAUUGUUCGGUCAUGUUGGGGUGUUGGAGGAAGUCGUAGUUUAUCCAUCAGAUGAUAAAGAGGAGUUGGCUAGCAAGGUUUGCUAUAUACGCUACCAAGAACCCAUUAAUGCCGAGGUUGCGCUGCAUCUGAACAAUACCGUCUUCCUUGAUAGGGCGCUGAUAGUUCUCCCACUCUCGGGUGACCGCGAUGUUAUUCCUGAUGAAAAGUAUGCCAACCUUGUUCGAGCACCCCCGAACACCGCUGCUGGCGUUCUCCCACGCACUGCUGACUGGCCUCUUGAUGUUAUUAGCAUGGUGGUUGGUCGUCCUGGUGAACAGGUGAUACAUACCAUGGAGCCUCGUCUUUCCAGUUUGGCAUUCCCCCUGUAUCCUCCUCUUCCUGCCACUACUGACGGCAGCCGCAUUGAAGAAAUUCGAAGAACAAUCUUGGUUACGAAUCUUGACCCAAAGACCACAGGUGACCAGGUACUAGAGUUCUUCAACAAACAUGCUGAAGUACGCUGUGUACGAAUGGCGGGGACUGACUUUGAUCGAGCUGCUUAUGUGGAGUUUACUCAACAGCCGUCUAUUAUAAAGGCUUUUGGCCUAAUGGGAGCCACGUUAAACGGCCGUCAGAUAAUGGUACAACACUCCAACUGUGCGAUCAUUAAACCUGCUAACAAUGUUGCAAUGCUUGAUGAGACAUCAAAACGCUCGGCCACAAACGAGCAGACUUCAAGUGUUGGUGGCCAUAGUAGUAAGCACAGUGAUCGCAGGCGCUCACGUUCCCGAUCCCGAGCUCGACGUUCACGAUCCAGACGCAGAUCAACCUCACGAAGAUAUCGUAGUCGGUCUAGAGAUAGAAGACGUUCCCAUUCUCGUCACAGUCGAGAUAGAAGACGGUCUCCAACACAGUCUCGUUCCAGAUCUCGUGGGCAUCGUCAUCGCACACGUUCGCGAAGCAAAGACUAUCGGAGAGGUGAUCAUGCCAGGUCGAGAUCUCACAAUCGCAAGAAGUAUCGACGUUCUCGUUCACACUCCAGUCGUCGAUAUUCACGCAGUCGAUCUAAAGGUCACCGAGGCGACCGUCGUGACAGACCAAACAGAAACAUUCGUGAGAGGGAUCGGACACGAGAUCGUGAAAGGGAUCGCGAAAAAAUACGCGAAAGAGAUCGGGAAAAAGAACGUGAGAGAAACCGAGGGCCUGACCGCAGAGACCGUGACAAAUAUCGUCACAGCGAAAGGGAUUCCGAUGACAGACGAGAGUCCAAACCGAAGAAACAUCGAGAUGUUUCAGUGAAGCAAAGUCACAGCAACGGAACCGUCCGAUCAGAAAGAAAGGAAAAGAAUCCCGAAAUAAACAACCGCCCGAGUUCAACUUUGGAUGAGGUUCCAUCUGCACAGGAAAGCAAACUUAUGGAUAGUAUCAGCAGUUGCAGUGACAGUGAAGAUGAAAUUAAUAAGGUAUGUCCUAUUGAAAGUAUGGAGAAUGGAAAGACUCAAAGUGAAGACGACAGUCAGUCUAGUAAUGGGCAACCAGCGAAACCUACAGUCGUAGGUGUGAAGCUAGCAGGCCCUGAAGACAUGGACCAUUUAUCUCCCGGAAACGAGCAAUCAGACUCACCCCUAAUUUCACAUGUUUCCCCCGAAAGCGACUCAUCUGGUGAAGCUAUGGACACAGAGGCAUAA